Molecule: messenger RNA, 1689 nt
Organism: Exophiala aquamarina CBS 119918
Lineage: Eukaryota; Fungi; Ascomycota; Eurotiomycetes; Chaetothyriales; Herpotrichiellaceae
Exons: 5
Coding region: 1-1689 (562 amino acids)
Biological process (GO): transmembrane transport
Molecular function (GO): transmembrane transporter activity
Source: RefSeq, a predicted model, not a curated record
AUGAAGUUCAGGACCCUCCGUGAGCUCGGACACACAGAGCAAGAAGUCACGCUUAUCGACAGUCCUGCGACUCAGGAUGAGCACAACCCUCGUCUCAUAGGAACCGACAUUGUACUCGUCCCCCACCCCUCUAAUGACAUUAAUGAUCCCCUCCGUCUGCCUCAAUGGAAGAAAUGGGCGGCAUUCUUGAACAUAUGCAUGUUGACGUUCAUGACCUGCUUCUGGCUUGGGGGCUUAUCUCCUGCUUUCUAUUUGUUAAGUCUGGAAUUCAAUGUCACCAUGGCAGAUGCCUCUGGCUUGCUCGUGUGGCCUGUUCUAAGUGCCGGGCUCUGUAACUUCUUCUGGGUACCAUUUGCCGAGUAUCUUGGUCGCAGACCAGUCUUCCUUGUUGGCUCACUGGGUUUGUUCGUGUGCGAGGUAUGGUCAGCAACCAGUGCCAGUUUCAACAGUUUGCUUGCCAGCCGGGUAGUUGGUGCAUUUAUGGGGUCUUGCACCGAAGCCAUGGGUGCCCUCAUUGUCAAUGAUCUGUUUUUCUUGCACGAAAGAGGGUCUAAAAUGGGAGUCUAUAUUAUAGCUCUUUACUUUGGCAACUCCAUGGGUCCCCUCAUCACGGGAUUUAUUGUCCAAGGCGAGUCAAAUGCUACAUCACCGUGUGUGGGCUGGCGGUGGGCUUCGUGGGUUAGUGCCAUCCUCGGAGGAAUUAAUUUCCUGGGCAUAGUGCUGUUUGUUCCUGAAUCUCGAUAUACAAGGUCCAUUGACGCAGUGGAUCUCAAUAAUCAGAGCUCUAGGCUGGACGAGCAUAGUGAGAAACCCUCUGGAGAGCAGUUGGUCCAGCAAAUCAGCGCUAUUGGCCCAGAAAUACUUAUCGGAGAUAAGAAAACCUGGAUCCAAGAGAUGAACCCUUGGUCAGGAACCAGCAACAAAGGCAUCAUCAACCACUUCAUCCGGCCAUUCCCACUUCUAGCUUAUCCAGCCGUUGCUUGGGCAGCUCUAACCUACUCUGUUGCCCUGGCCUGGUUAGUUGGCGCUGGAACCCUGAGUUCAUUUAUUUUUCAAGUGCCUCCCUACAACUUUUCGGCGGGUGUGAACGGGUUGAUCGGUCUACCUGGUCUCACUAUUGAGAUUCUGACGCAGUUCUUAUCAGUUGGUAACUUUGCAGGAGCUAUUUUUGGUGGAAAGCUAACAGAUGUAUAUGCGCGUCGACGUGCACGACGAUCUGGGGGUAAGUUCGUGCCGGAAUCACGUCUUGUGCUGCUUAUUAUACCCGCUAUUCUUGGGCCAUGUGGGCUCUUGAUGUUCGGGUUUGGUGCACAAAAGUCUCUUCAUUGGGCUGUGCUUUAUGUGGGCUACGGGUUGAUUAGUAUCGUUCCGGCAGCUGCCAGUAUCGCCAUGACAUACGUGAUGGAUUCAUACUUUGAAGUGGCCGCGGAAGGCCUGCUGGUGGUCAAUGGUAUCAAAAAUGUGGCGGCUUAUGGGUUUACGUAUGGAUUUAUCCCAUGGACUACAAGUGUUGGCUAUGAAACUGUAAAUCCUGCACCCCAUUUCGAAUUUUUUCAAGGUCCAAAGCAGCUAACCCCAGCUGUAGGUCUUUGGGACUAUGGCCGGCAUCUGGAUAUUUACACUGCUCCUAGCAGUUCCAUUUUAUAUCUGGGGCGCAAGCAUCAGAAGAUUCACCAGCUUGCAUUUUAG